UACUUUGUUCUCAGCAAAAACCCGUCUCUCUGCAUCUCUGUUCGCUGACACAUUCCUGACUCACUGAUCGAUAUUUGAAUAUAAUAGAACAAACAUACUUAUUCUGGCAAUUUCCUUAAGACCCACCCAGUGACGUGGCGUAAAAGGGGGGGAGGAGGACUUAAUGACUCCUGGACUGCAGAUGCCUUUACACUAGGAACACAAGCAAGAAAACCGGAAAUAUCACCUCUAUGUUUAUUCCACCCGCCGCGGACUCCUCGUGACUUUCCCUCCCUCAGUACCAGGCUCCGUUAGAGACGGGGUGUAACUUUCUCUUUUAUUUUGAUGGGAAGAAAACAGUAAAGCUUCUGAAGAUGGAAAAAGGAAAUCCACCACAGGAUUUAGCUCCACCGUACCCCGGCCCACCUAUCAACUAUGGAAGUGCAGUGCAGCAGCCGGGGACGUACCCUCAGCCGGGGACGUACCCUCAGCCGGGGAUGUACCCGCAGCCGGGCUUCCCGUCCGCUGGGCCUCCGCCUGCUGUGUACCAGGGAGGUCUGUGUCCGACCCGGUCGACAAGCUGAUUCUGUAACACCACGUGACACCAUUCUCUUUCAAACAAAUGGACCUUCAUUUUCAAGCUGCGUGCCCUACAUUGUGGCCCCGGUUCCAACCACCUCCACAGUGACUCACUUGGUUGUAACACCGGCGCUACAGGACGUCCCGGGACAAACUGUGUGUCCCCAGUGCCAGCAGACAGUGAUGACGCACACAGAGCACACUGCCGGCCUGCUGACCUGGGCCAUCUGUGGGGGCCUCGCCUUCUUUGGGUGUUUUCUCUGCUGUUUCAUCCCGUUCUGCAUUGAUUCCUGUCAGGAUGUGGAGCACCGCUGUCCUUCUUGCCAAAACGUCAUCUACAUAUACAAGCGAAUGUAAAAUUGAGAAUGAAUGGAGGUAAUUUCCUAAUGCUUGUUUGUAGCCUCUGUUGCUCUACACUUUUUAAUGUAUUAUUAUACAAAAUGUACUUAUCCUAUGUACUUAUCUCCAUUGUGUCACUCUUUCGCCCUAUCAUUAAAUGCUUUUUAUAUGCAUUGUA
Molecule: messenger RNA, 1075 nt
Organism: Gasterosteus aculeatus aculeatus (three-spined stickleback)
Lineage: Eukaryota; Metazoa; Chordata; Actinopteri; Perciformes; Gasterosteidae
Product: lipopolysaccharide-induced tumor necrosis factor-alpha factor homolog
Cellular component (GO): nucleus; cytoplasmic side of lysosomal membrane; cytoplasmic side of late endosome membrane
Molecular function (GO): zinc ion binding
Source: RefSeq, a predicted model, not a curated record